AUGGCUUCAGAUCAUCAGGAUCACCAGCCUACCCUCCAUACCCCAAAUUUUGAUCAGGAGAAUGGAUCGACCGGAGGAGCGAAAGGAGAAAACGGUGAAUGGGAGAAGGCCUCCACGAUCGGAGGCGAUGGCGAUGUACCUGCCAACAAGCCUGAAGAAAAUGGGCCGGAAGCAACACAUGUCGGGACUACCCUCUCGGAAAAGGAGCAACAAGAUCUUGGGCCUGAACCCGAGAAUUUCGAUAAGAUCGAAAUAACCGAAGAUGACUGCAUGGACGAGCUCGGCUACUCGUGGCCCGAGUGGAAGAAAUGGACUGUGUUGACUGUCAUCUUCCUUGUCCAGCUUUCCAUGAAUUUCAACACCUCGCUAUAUUCGAACGGUCUGAAGGGUAUCUCGGAGGAGUACGGUGUUAGCGCCCAGGCCGCCCGCUGCGGUGCUAUGAUUUUCUUGGUCCUCUACGCUUUUGGAUGUGAACUUUGGGCCCCAUGGAGUGAGGAAUUCGGUCGCUGGCCCAUCCUUCAGCUUUCCCUUACUCUCGUCAACAUCUGGCAACUUCCUGUCGCUCUUGCACCUAAUUUCGCGUCUCUGAUGGUCGGAAGAGCUCUUGGUGGCCUCAGCUCCGCUGGCGGCUCAGUCACCCUAGGAAUGAUUGCUGAUCUCUGGGAUGCGGAUAACCAGCAAUAUGCUGUGGCUUAUGUGGUCUUCUCAUCUGUCUUCGGAUCAGUGCUGGGUCCUAUCAUUGGUGGAUUUGUUGAACAGUACCUUGCAUGGAGAUGGGCUAUUUGGAUCCAGUUGAUCUUUGGCGGCUUCGUACAAGCUGCACAUUUUUUCUUGGUUCCAGAGACCCGAUCGACGGUUCUCAUGGACCGAAUUGCAAAGAAGAGACGCAAGGCUACUGGUGAAAACAUCUGGGGACCUAACGAGUUGGAACCUUUCAGAGAUCGUUUCUCUGUUCGAGAAGUUCUCAUUACCUGGAUGCGCCCCUUCAAGAUGUUCUUGACUGAGCCCAUCGUCCUCACGCUCUCGCUCCUCAGUGGUUUCUCGGACGCUCUGAUCUUCAUGUUCAUUCAAUCAUUCUCCUUGGUAUAUGGACAAUGGAACUUUUCAGCUUGGGCCACUGGUCUUGCUUUCUUGCCACUCGGCAUUGGGUAUCUCUUGGCUUGGAUCUCAUUCAUCCCUGCGAUUAAGAGGAAUAUCAAGGAGCGAGAGCGAAACCCUGGCGACGAAAAGGCACAGUACGAGUCUCGACUGUGGUGGCUUCUAUAUACAGCUCCCACCCUUCCAAUCGGUCUUUUCGGCUUUGCUUGGACUAUCCAGGGUCCUCCCAUCCACUGGAUCGGCUCCAUGAUUUUCUCAGCCAUCGUUGGUAUCGCCAACUACUCAAUCUAUAUGGCAACAAUCGACUAUAUGAUUUGCGCAUAUGGCCCUUAUUCGGCUUCGGCUACUGGUGGCAACGGCUGGUCCAGAGAUUUCCUUGCUGGUGUUCUCACCAUUCCGGCAACACCUUUCUUCGAGAAUAUUGGUGGUCGUUAUCACCUCGACUACGCCGUCACUAUUCUUGCCUGUAUUGCUACUCUCCUUGUUGUUGCGGUCUACGCCAUCUACUGGUGGGGACCAGUAUUGCGAAAGAGAUCGCCCUUCGCUCAGUCGCUUGCCGAAGCUCGCGCAGAUAACGACGGUCGCCGCCUCUCUUAUUUGCCGUCCCAGUCCGGGACUUCGGGUUCAAGGCGCGCCUCACGUGCCAGCAUCGACGCCUCCCGAGCACUCAACUCCCGCAGGCAAAGCCAGGCAAGUUUCGCUAGACAAAGCAUGCCUCCAAGAAUGGGAUCAGGUAUGGUCAGAUAA
Messenger RNA from Exophiala oligosperma, 1845 nucleotides. RefSeq lists its product as uncharacterized. Gene Ontology annotation, molecular function: transmembrane transporter activity. The record is from RefSeq and is a predicted model, not a curated record. Gene Ontology annotation, biological process: transmembrane transport. The transcript has 3 exons. NCBI's taxonomy places the organism in Eukaryota, Fungi, Ascomycota, Eurotiomycetes, Chaetothyriales, Herpotrichiellaceae. The coding region runs from base 1 to 1845 and encodes 614 amino acids.